AUCAAGAUUUGCCUUGUCGUGUAAGUUCUACAACAACUAGUGCCAUUAGAACUGUAAUUUUCUGAUCACUCUUGGACUUCCUCUGCCUUAGAAAAGGGUUUGAAAGUGGGGUCUAGGCCUAUUUCUAUAGAACAGGAAUUCUCAAGGCAAAUAAUUUUUUUAGCUGUGAUAAGCAAGUGACUGUAUGGUUUAUAGGACAGCUACCACAAGCAACUAAUAGCAGCAGCUAUUGAGAUAACAAGGAAACAUAGUUUAGCAUUUUGACACUUGUCUGUCUUCUGCUCUCACUUCCAGGCAGCCAUGUUGAAGCUGAACAAGACUGACAUCCUGGUGAUCUUAGCAAUCCAGGUAGUUCUCCUCUGUUUCAUUUUUCAGCUUCAGCACAGUCCCCAGGAACAGUUGUCUCGGAAGCAUAUCCUCAUCCUCUCCUCUUGGAGGUCUGGAUCAUCCUUUGUAGGGCAGCUCUUCAGUCAGCACCCCAGUGUUUUCUACCUGAUGGAGCCAGCCUGGCAUGUAUGGGCAACUAUGUAUCAAAACAGUGCCAAGGUCUUGCACAUGGCAGUGCGGGACCUUAUUCGGUCAGUCUUCAAGUGUGACAUGUCCGUCUUCGAUGCCUACAUGAAUGAGCACAGGAAUAAGUCUGUGCUUUUUCAGUGGGAGACCAGCCGAGCUUUGUGUUCUCCUCCUGCAUGUGACCUUUUCCAGCGCAGUGACAUCAUCUCCAAACACUCCUGCAAGACACUCUGUGGAAAUUAUCCAUUCAGCAAAGUGGAAGAGGCUUGUAAGACAUAUAGCCAUGUUGUCUUAAAGGAAGUCCGUUUCUUCAAUCUCAAGGUGCUUUAUCCUCUCCUCACUGACCCCACCCUGGACCUCAGAAUCAUCCACCUGGUCCGUGAUCCCAGGGCUGUUUUCCAUUCCCGUGAGAAUGUAGCAGGUGAACUUGCCCGUGACACAAAGAUAGUGGUUGGGCAUAAGAAUAUAAGGGACAUUAAGCCCUAUGCUGCCAUGAAGGCAAUUUGCAAAAGCCACAUUGAUAUAUACACCGAGGUCAAGCAGUCCCUCAAAGAUCGCUACCUCUUAGUGCGCUACGAGGAUAUUGUUAAGACUCCCUUGGAAAGAGCUGCUCAGCUGUAUCAGUUUGCAGGGCUUCCCUUCCUUCCCAAUCUUCAGUCCUGGGUGCAGCAUAUCACACACGGCCAAGGCCUUGGUACCAAGGUUUUUGACACUGAUGCCAGAGAUGCAAUGAAUGUGUCACAGGCUUGGAGAAAGACUCUUUCUUAUCUCCAAGCAGCAAUGUUACAAAAUAUCUGCAAGGAAGCUAUGAAACUUUUGGGUUACCGGCCUGCUAGAUCUGAGGAUGAGCAAAAUAACAUGGCAUUUGACCUCUUUGACCCAGUUGAAUAUAAAAACUGCCUGUCCAGCUUCCAGUAGCUCAAAGCUUCCCAACUAGACUGCCCCAGGAAGCUGCAGCCUGUGUAAAUGGAUCCCAACAUGAAAGGAUGAAGGAUCACCUGGCAUUUGCCCUGCAAGCAACGUUGGAGUAGCUGACAAGGAAAAGCACCCAAAACCUCUAUAGUAACUUGUCCAUCGGUUCACAAUCUGCACUCAGUCUGCUAUCUGACUGGCAGCUGGAAUGCUUCACAUGGCCAUGGAUCUGUUCUCUUGACCUGGUUUCAGCCCCCCCCCCCACCUUCAUUGUAGAUAACAUGUAUUUCUUUAUU
This is a messenger RNA of Notechis scutatus (mainland tiger snake), 1721 nucleotides long. Its product is annotated as carbohydrate sulfotransferase 4-like. The record is from RefSeq and is a predicted model, not a curated record. Gene Ontology annotation, cellular component: Golgi membrane. NCBI's taxonomy places the organism in Eukaryota, Metazoa, Chordata, Lepidosauria, Squamata, Elapidae. Gene Ontology annotation, molecular function: N-acetylglucosamine 6-O-sulfotransferase activity. Gene Ontology annotation, biological process: N-acetylglucosamine metabolic process; sulfur compound metabolic process; carbohydrate metabolic process.